Messenger RNA from Aspergillus ochraceoroseus IBT 24754, 996 nucleotides. RefSeq names its product chitin synthase export chaperone. Bases 1 to 996 code for a protein of 331 amino acids. The record is from RefSeq and is a predicted model, not a curated record. Gene Ontology annotation, biological process: protein folding. NCBI's taxonomy places the organism in Eukaryota, Fungi, Ascomycota, Eurotiomycetes, Eurotiales, Aspergillaceae. The transcript is spliced from 3 exons. Gene Ontology annotation, cellular component: endoplasmic reticulum membrane.
AUGGGGUUUGGGGACUUCGAUUCCAUCUGCCGAAAGGCAGCGCUGCCCCUUUGUUCCUUAGUUGGCCCUCCGUCCUCGAUAUCAGGUGCCACUGGAGUUAUUCCGAACUGCUAUGCCCGGAAUAUCGAGCUGGCCAAUACAAUCAUUUUUGAAGGCGCUGCAUCUUUUGUACAUAUUAUUGCGCUGGGUAUGACGAUGAUCAUGAUACUGCAUAUUCGGUCAAAGUUCACCGCCGUUGGCCGAAAGGAAAUCAUCACCUUCUUCUACAUCUUCUUGGCCCUUACUGUAUGUUCGUUGGUUAUCGAUGCUGGGGUUGUUCCCCCAAGAAGUGGUCCUUUCCCAUGGUUCGUUGCAGUUCAGAAUGGGUUAGCCUCUGCGCUAUGUACCAGCUUGCUGGUCAAUGGGUUUGUGGGGUUCCAACUCUAUGAGGACGGCACUGCUCUAUCAGUCUGGCUGCUACGACUCACGUCCGUUGCAAUGUUUGCCGUUUCCUUUCUUAUCUCCAUCCUGACUUUCGAGUCUUGGGGCGGCCUUAGCCCAACAAACACCAUUGGCCUGUUUGUGGUCUUAUACAUCCUCAACGCGAUCUGCAUCGCCGUAUAUCUAAUUAUGCAGCUUCUGCUUGUAAUGAACACACUGGAGGACCGCUGGCCACUGGGUCACAUUGCCUUUGGCCUGGUGGUUUUCAUCUGUGGACAAGUGCUUCUUUAUGCCUUUGGUGACACCAUCUGUAGUCGUGUUCAACAUUACUUGGACGGCCUUUUCUUUGCCACAAUCUGCAACCUCUUAGCCGUCAUGAUGGUUUACAAGUUCUGGGACUACAUUACAAAGGAGGAUUUGGAGUUCUCCGUGGGAAUCAAGCCUAAUACCUGGGAAGUGAAGGAACUCCUUCCCGAAGAAGACCGUCGAGCAACAGUCUAUCAAGAUACAAAUUCGGAGUAUGCCGGGAGCACGUAUCAUCCUCGGCAGUCGACUUAUAAUGGCCAUAACUAUUAA